This is a messenger RNA of Plasmodium coatneyi, 972 nucleotides long. RefSeq lists its product as uncharacterized. The record is from RefSeq and is a predicted model, not a curated record. Lineage: Eukaryota; Apicomplexa; Aconoidasida; Haemosporida; Plasmodiidae. Bases 1 to 972 code for a protein of 323 amino acids. The transcript is spliced from 2 exons.
AUGGACUACGAAACUCUGUUAUAUUCAGAAUUAGUGUAUAAAAUGCUCGGGAGUGGGAUCUUUAACCAUUCGCCAUAUGCUGCGAAUAGUGAUUUAGGAAAGAAGUUAAAUAAAGGUUAUAGUAUCCGACGUUUUGCUGGCCAAAUUAUGGACGCCUUGUUCUUAGUAUCUGAAGUUAGGAAGGGGGAUCAGUCUGAUGAUACACCCUGCUACUUUUUCUAUUAUUGGCUGGGGGAUAUGAUAAAUACGAAUGAUCCACGGAAGGACUUCUCAACUCUUAUGAACGACAUAUACAGAGCAUUGAGUGAAAUUAAUGAUAAAUGUAAAUGUAACCCCCUAGGUCACCACAGUAGCUGGGACAAAUUCAAAAAGGAAAAGGACAAAUUUGAAUUUAAACAGGACUAUGAGCCAAAUAAUGAUAAAUUACGGAAGUAUUAUAAUUCCUGUGGUGAAGCAUAUCAUGCGGGCCAAGGAACAUUGCCAACUGUUCCCUCUAAUGUGCGUCAGGAAUGUAAAAGUGGUAAUAGUGUGGCAUAUUGUACCAAGUUCAUAAAGAUAUAUGGGGAACAGUGCGAGCAGAAUUCAUCAGGAUUAAUAUGCCCUAAACCUGUUGCUGAUAAACCAGCAGCAGUACGUCCUCCCGUAGCUGCUGCCGCUGCAGGAGCUCGGGAAGGAGUUCUAUCAACACCAAGUGCAGGAUUAGUUCCAGAUAAGGAAGGAAAAAAACCCACCGCAACACCGAAGAAAUCUUCUGCUGGAGAUGACUUCGACUUAGGAGACGCCGUGGUAGAUGGUAGGGUGGAUGGUGUCUCUGGUGGAGAAGGAAAGGGAGGGAGUGAUGGUGGUGGUAGUCACAGAAAAGAAGGUGAAGAAUCCCCCGGUAGCAACAUCGCCCCUGCUGCUGUGUCUGGUACAUUAGUUUCAUUGGGGCUUCCUGCAGUUCUUUUCUUUUUAUAUAAGGUAGAACUAUAA